Copidosoma floridanum is the source of this 1656-nucleotide messenger RNA. RefSeq lists its product as uncharacterized. The record is from RefSeq and is a predicted model, not a curated record. NCBI's taxonomy places the organism in Eukaryota, Metazoa, Arthropoda, Insecta, Hymenoptera, Encyrtidae.
AUGUUGCACGAGAUCGUUACUCCUCGAGGGUUUGUAGGAAAUGAUGACCAGUGGAAGACUCAUAAUGUCAAUCGAGUCGAGACUUUAUCAAAGACUCAUAAAAUAAAGGAAUGGUUGAAGGGACAAGUCGUUUACACGUUACACAAAACUAUUCGACGUAAGUUUCCAAGCCUUUUUUACGAUGUCAACGCUUUAGAUGACUUGUGGGAGACUGAUCUCAUUCAAUUGACGUCUAUCAAAAAUUACAACAUUGGUAUGUCGUACAUUCUCGUUGCAAUAGAUAUUUUGAGUAAAUUUGUAUGGGCUCAUCCAUUAUGCGAUAAGACUUGCAGUGAAGUUACCACAGCUUUUAAAAAAAUACUUAAUAAUAAACACUAUCGAUAUCCAAAAACAGUCCAAACAGAUCAGGGAAAAGAAUUUUUAGGAAGUGAGUUCCAACAGUUGUUAAAGCAUAAUGGAAUUAAAUUUCGGAUUUUAACUUGGAUGCUAAAAAAGUUCAUUUUGGUAGAAGUUCAAUUUGGUGAUAUAACAAAAGGUGUCCGCGCUAUUGGAAUAGAAGCUUUCCAAGCUGGUGUAAAUAUAAUUGAUAACAUUGGUCAACGUAAUUUACCAUUUAAAGAUGCAUCGACAAAUCGUGCAACCAAAUCAGGUAUAAACUUGAAACGUAAGACAGCGUUAGAGGCAAGUCGAUGGGUUUAUUAUAAACCUGUUUCAUCACUAACUGACAAAAGUCCGAUAGAGUUUGUCAUAAACUCUCAAAAUAAGGAUUAUUUGGACCUCGAUCACACAAUGCUGAGAGUUAAUGUAAAAUUAAUACCUUACAACAAGGAUACAGAUGCGUCUGUGGCUCCAAUGACCCCUUCUAACAAUGCUUACCCGUACAGAGUAUACAUCGAAACAAUAUUUAAUUACGGACCUGCAGCAAAAACUUCUCACUUGUCCACGAGUCUUUGGGAAACCGAUGUAGCUGGUGAAAUGGAUGAACUACCUGGAUCAGAGAAAAAUAUAUCUCUCACAAAACGUCACGAGUAUAUAAAGGAUGGUAUGACAGUGGACUUGAUGGGUCAUUUGAAUUGUGACGUGUUUAAUCAAGAUAAACUUUUAUUAAAUGGUGUCGAAGUUCGUCUACGUCUGGUUCGUUCGAAGGAUGCAUUUUGUUUGAUGGAUGCAUCUACAAUGAAUUAUUCAGUCAGUAUUACCGAAGCAACACUUCUUGUACGACGAGUAAAAGUAAGCCCCACAGUUUUGAUUGCACAUGCAAAGGCUUUAGCGAGCACUACUGCAAAAUAUCCAAUCACUCGUGUGGAAGUUAAAUCUUUUACUAUGCACAGCGGUAUUACAGGCGACCGUUUAGGAAACGUUAUUCUUGGUCAGUUACCAAAAAGAACAAUACUAGGUUUCGUCGACAACAAAGCUUUCAACGGGGACACAAAACUUAACCCCUUUAAUACCCAAAAUUACUCUAUUAAUUUUUUGUCAUUAUACGUUGAUGGAGUACAAAUUCCAAGCAAACCAUUACAACCUACUUUUACAGGAAGUCAUUGGAAUUUAGUAAAAAAUGGUUCCGUCAGAAUAGAAAAUUUGACAACGUGUUAUUCUACAACUAUGUUAGAAAUAGAUUUAAACUGUCAGAUAGUUAUGGAUUUCAACGCCUAA